Microtus oregoni (creeping vole) is the source of this 3664-nucleotide messenger RNA. It is a transcript of the gene Sema3b, whose product is annotated as semaphorin 3B. The transcript is spliced from 18 exons. The record is from RefSeq and is a predicted model, not a curated record. Gene Ontology annotation, biological process: negative chemotaxis; negative regulation of axon extension involved in axon guidance; neural crest cell migration. Gene Ontology annotation, molecular function: chemorepellent activity; semaphorin receptor binding. Lineage: Eukaryota; Metazoa; Chordata; Mammalia; Rodentia; Cricetidae. Bases 135 to 2402 code for a protein of 755 amino acids.
GUGUGGGUGUGUCUCUGAUUGUGGCCAGGCGGGGCACCCUUGGUGGAGAGGAAAUGAUCCUGGGGCAGAGUCCAGGGCAGCUGAAGGCUCCUCCACACACGCCUGCUGAACCCUGAGCGCCCUGAGCUGCCGGCAUGGGGCGGGCCGAGGCCGCCGCCAUGAUCCCAGGCCUGGCCCUUCUCUGGGCAGCAGGGCUGGGGGACGCUGCCCCUAACCUUCCACGCCUUCGGCUCUCCUUUCAAGAGUUACAGGCCCAGCAUGGUGUCCGAACCUUCAGACUGGAGCGCACCUGCUGUUAUGAAGCCUUACUGGUGGAUGAGGAGCGCGGGCGCCUGUUUGUGGGUGCUGAGAACCACGUGGCUUCCCUCAGCCUCGAUAACAUCAGCAAGCGAGCCAAGAAGCUGGCCUGGCCGGCCCCUGUGGAAUGGCGCGAAGAGUGCAACUGGGCAGGGAAGGACAUUGGUACGGAGUGCAUGAACUUUGUAAAGCUGCUGCACACCUAUAACCACACACACCUGCUGGCCUGUGGCACCGGGGCCUUCCACCCAACCUGUGCCUUUGUGGAAGUGGGCCACCGGCUGGAGGAACCCAUGCUCAGACUGGACCUGAAAAAACUCGAGGAUGGCAAGGGAAAGAGCCCUUAUGACCCGAGGCACCGCGCUGCCUCCGUGCUGGUGGGGGAAGAACUGUACUCCGGGGUGGCAGCGGACCUCAUGGGCCGGGACUUUACCAUCUUUCGCAGCCUGGGCCAGAAUCCGAGUCUCCGAACAGAACCCCAUGAUUCCCGCUGGCUCAACGAACCCAAGUUUGUCAAGGUCUUUUGGAUCCCAGAGAGCGAGAACCCUGACGAUGAUAAAAUCUAUUUCUUCUUCCGUGAGUCUGCGGUGGAAGCAGCACCCGCAAUGGGACGAAUGACUGUGUCCCGCGUUGGCCAGAUCUGCAGGAAUGACCUGGGUGGCCAGCGCAGCUUGGUCAACAAAUGGACCACAUUUCUGAAGGCGAGGCUUGUGUGCUCAGUACCUGGAGUUGAGGGUGACACCCAUUUUGACCAACUUCAGGACGUGUUUCUUUUGACCUCCCGGGACCGCCAGACACCACUUCUCUAUGCCGUCUUCUCCACUUCCAGUGGCGUCUUCCAGGGCUCCGCUGUGUGCGUGUAUAGCAUGAAUGACGUGCGCCGAGCCUUCUUGGGACCCUUUGCUCACAAGGAGGGGCCUACACACCAGUGGGUGUCCUACCAGGGUCGUGUCCCCUACCCACGACCUGGCAUGUGCCCCAGCAAGACCUUUGGCACCUUCAGUUCCACCAAGGACUUCCCAGAUGAUGUUAUCCAGUUUGCUCGGAACCACCCUCUCAUGUACAACCCAGUCCUGCCCGUGGGGGGGCGCCCUCUCUUCCUCCAAGUGGGAGCUGGGUACACCUUCACCCAGAUCGCUGCAGACCGCGUAGCAGCUGCCGAUGGACACUACGAUGUUCUCUUCAUUGGUACAGAUGUGGGCACAGUGCUGAAAGUGAUCUCAGUCCCCAAGGGCAGCCGACCUAACUCCGAGGGACUUCUCCUGGAAGAGCUGCAGGUGUUCGAGGGCUCUGCCACCAUCACCAGCAUGCAAAUCUCCUCUAAAAGGCACCAGCUCUACGUAACAUCACCGAGUGCGGUGGCCCAGAUUGCAUUGCAUCGCUGCACUACCCUAGGCCGCGCCUGCGCAGAAUGCUGCCUGGCCCGUGACCCUUACUGUGCUUGGGAUGGAUCAGCCUGCACACGCUUCCAGCCUACUGCCAAGAGGCGGUUCCGGAGGCAAGACAUAAGGAAUGGUGACCCUAGCACCCUGUGCUCUGGGGACUCCUCCCACCCAGCGCUGUUGGAGCGGAAGGUCUUAGGCGUGGAGAACGGCAGUGCGUUUCUGGAGUGUGAGCCCCGCUCGCUACAGGCGCAAGUGGAGUGGACCUUCCAUCGUGCAGGGGAGGUGGCUCACACCCAGGUGCUGGCCGAGGAGCGACUUGAGCGGACAGCCCGAGGGCUGCUGCUGCGGAGGCUGCGGCGCCAGGACUCCGGCGUGUAUCUGUGCGUCGCAGUCGAACAAGGUUUUUCACGGCCACUGUGUCGCCUGGUGCUACACGUGCUAAGUGCGGUGCAGGCCGAAAGACUGGCACGGGCUGAGGAGGCAGCAGCCCCUGCACCCCCAGGCCCUAAACUCUGGUACCGAGACUUCCUGCAGCUGGUGGAGCCAGGCGGCGGUGGAGGGGCGAACUCCUUGCGAAUGUGCCGCCCGCAGCCUGGGCCCCGCCCGCAGCCUGGACCCCACUCUGUGGCAGCAGAGUCACGUCGGAAGGGUCGCAACAGGCGGAUGCAUGCCUCUGAGCUGCGUGCUGAGCGUGGGCCACGUAGUGCAGCACACUGGUGACUGGGCUGUCCCCACACCGGGGACCAGGCUGGAUUUGACACUCAGAAGAGGGGGCAAACGCCAGAAAGACAUAAGCGUUGUGGCUGGGGCACACUGAGGUCCUUGGGCCAAUAGAGAGACACCUAACCCAUAAUACAUAGGCCCUGGCCAAAGGGUAGCCGAGCCAGCUAAGUUGUUAACAAGAUAACCUGCGAAUGUAGCCUCAGAAGAGUAGUCCAGGCUUAAUUCAGGUUCUAGCCUGCAGAGAGGGGACAGAGAAGUGGGGUUCCAUAGUAGACCAGGGCCAGAGAACUGUCUUGAGUACCUGCCCUGGGGGAAGCAUUCUUUCUUGGGCAGUGAGCAGAAAGCUAUGAACAGAUUAGGCUGUUGGGAUCCAGGUGAGGCAGGCCAACUGUACUAAGUAAUGCAAUAAACACUUUAUCAGCUGAUGUUGGAUUGGCCCCAGCAGAUAACAGGUAGUCCUUGACCUUGCUGGGAGCCACGGGUGUCGUCCUAGCAGUCCAAAGGCCUAAAUUUUUCUCAUCUUAAAUUGCCAUUCUGCAGGGUGGUGGUGGCACUUACCUUUAAUCCCAGCACUCUGGAGGCAGAGGCAGGCAGUUCUCUGUGAGUUCGAGGCCAGUCUGGUCUACAGAGCUAGUUCCAGGUCAGCCAGGGCUACACAGAGAAACCCUGUCUUGAAGGGGAAAAAAAUUUGCUGUAGUAAAGAUCCAAAGUGGUAUUAGAUGAUCCCGCUGGCUCCAGAGAGCCUCCGGGGGUGCUGACAUGCACAGUGCAUUCUCCAACGAUUAAUGGCAGGCUAAGCUCUCUGAUGGAAAAACAAACAGUACUGGAUGUUGUGGGCAAGAAUGUGUGCAGAACUCACUGAAGGGCUGACACUUGAGCUGAAAGAUAAGAAGGAACCAGUCACAGGAUGUCUGGUGGCAGAACAUUCCAGGAUGGAAGAACCAGUCCAAAGCCUUGGCGUGGGGAACAAACCUGCCAAAUCUGAGGAACGUCAAGGAAGGCUAAUACGAUAGUGUGACGUGAGAUGGAUUCAGGAUGUUUUGGAAGGUAGACCCCCCCUCCUAGCCUUGCUUUGCACAGUCGAGAAGAAGCAGAACACAGUUCAUUUGCACACAGACUAAGGCCUGAAAACUGGACCAGCUUCCUUCCCUCCAUAGUGAGCAGUGUACAUCCUCACUCGCCCCCAUGUGGCCUGUUAAGCCCUUGUGGAGAGGAGGGAGAGGGAGGAUCAAGACUACUUUGUGCUAAAUCCUUUAGUC